Molecule: messenger RNA, 2062 nt
Organism: Antechinus flavipes (yellow-footed antechinus)
Lineage: Eukaryota; Metazoa; Chordata; Mammalia; Dasyuromorphia; Dasyuridae
Product: zinc finger protein OZF-like
Exons: 3
Coding region: 381-1976 (531 amino acids)
Biological process (GO): regulation of transcription by RNA polymerase II
Molecular function (GO): RNA polymerase II cis-regulatory region sequence-specific DNA binding; DNA-binding transcription factor activity
Source: RefSeq, a predicted model, not a curated record
CUGGGCGAGGACCUCCUGCUCUGGGAGCUGAAUUUAGGAGCUGGGUCCUUGAUUGGGUGUCUGUCCGAGAGGGCAGCGGGCCGUGAUUGGAGGCUUGUCGACAGCGGGCGGAGCGCGCCCGUGACGAAUGCGGGCAGAGCCCUGAGAGAAGCCGGGUCUUUGAUGACUGAUUGGUGGAGACUUUGCGGGGUCCCCCGCGCUCCCCCCAUUCCUUGGUGCUCCUGCUCUGAUGGGGAAGUCUGGGCAUGAUUGUUCUCCGCUGGGUGUCCGGGAAGGGUCAGCGCCGAGGACGCUCUGAGACGGGCUCUCUCUAGCUUCCCCCCUCACCCACGCUCCGGGUCUCUUGGGUAAUGUAAAAGCCGCGACCAGGCCGAGCAGGGAUGCGGGGGGUGUUUCAGCCUCCGGUGACCUUCAGGGACGUGGCCGUGGACUUCUCACUGGAAGAGUGGAGACUCCUGAGCCCGGCCCAGAGGGCCCUGUACAGGGCCGUGAUGCUGGAGACCUUCGAGAACCUGGCGUCCCUGGAUUACCCGAGUUGGCACGCUAGGUGUGAAACUGAGGAAUCAGUUCUGACUGAGGGCGUUCAUCCAGAAACCUUGGCCCAAGACAGACCAGCAGUGGACAGUAACUGGUAUCCCAAAGUGGGAGACUCCGAGGAACGGGAAGUUAGCUUAGAGAGGCAGGAGGAGGGCCGCCAGGAGAGACAGUGCCAGCAAGUGACAGUCACUCCCCAAAGACCUUUUAAUAUGGGGAGGGUACCUGAACGUGGCACAUUUAUUAGACGUCUUAACCUGGGCCCGUUCCUUUUUACACAAUGGAGAGGCAACAUGGAAGAAAGAUUCCAUAAAACACUUGGAAAGAAAGUCUUUGACAAGAGAUUUCAUCUUAAUGGGUGUGAGAAAAUUCACUCUGGAGAAAACCCCUCUGAAUGUGAUAUCUGUUGGAAAACCUUCAGGAACAGGGAAACACUUGGUAAACACCAGAGAACUCACACUGGACUGAAAUUAUUUGAAUCUGAUGAAUGUGAAAAAGGCUUUCGUGAUGAGGGAACGCUUAUUGGACAUCAGAAAUCUUCUGGAGUGAAACCCUUUGAAUGCGGUGAAUGUGGGAAGGCCUUCAGUGGGAAGGCUUACCUGAUUAUCCACGAGAGAACUCAUACUGGAAUGAAACCCUUUGAAUGUGAUCAAUGUGGGAAAGCCUUCAUUCGGAAGGAAUACCUCCUUAGCCAUCAGAGAACUCACAGUGGAGUGAAACCCUUUGAAUGUAACGAAUGUGGCAAAGCCUAUAGUCAGAAGGGAAACCUUAUAAGCCAUCAGAGAAUUCACACUGGAGUGAGACCAUUCGAAUGUAACGAAUGCGGAAAAACCUUCAAUCAGAAGGGUUACCUUAUUAGCCAUCAGAGGACUCAUUCUGGCCUGAAACCCUUUAAAUGUAGUGAAUGUGGGAAAGCCUUCACUGCUAAGAGAACCCUUCUUAGCCAUCAGAGAACUCACGCCGGAGUGAAACCUUUUGGAUGUAAUGAGUGUGGCAAAGUCUUCAGUGAGAGGGGUACCCUUCUUAGCCAUCAGAGAACUCAUACUGGAGUGAAACCCUUUGAGUGUAAUGAAUGUGGGAAAGCCUUCCUUCGGAAGGGUCACCUCAAUAGCCAUCAGAGAACUCACACAGGAGUGAAGCCCUUUGGAUGCGAUGAAUGUGGGAAAGCCUUCAGUCAGAAGGGACACCUCAUCAGUCAUCAGAGAAUCCAUACUGGAAUGAAACCCUUUGGAUGUAAUGAAUGUGGGAAAGCUUUCAGGCAAUGGGGAACUCUUAGUAAUCACCAGCGAACUCAUACUGCGGUGAAAACUUUUCUAUGUAAUAAAUGUGGGAAAACUUUCAGUGAGAGGGGCGCUCUGACAAAACAUCAAAAAACCCAUAGCAGACUGAAUGAAGGAAUUGUGGGUGCAUAUUUGGCUAGAAAGAAAAACUUUCUAAUAUAAGAGAAUUCAUACUAGGGGAAAUUUUUCACAAGUAAAUGUGGACACAUAAUUAUUGAAAUAUAAUAAAGAAUAAGAUUUAAAGAAUC